This is a messenger RNA of Ilex paraguariensis (yerba mate), 1920 nucleotides long. The record is from the annotation of a GenBank genome assembly. Lineage: Eukaryota; Viridiplantae; Streptophyta; Magnoliopsida; Aquifoliales; Aquifoliaceae.
AUGGACGAGAUAAGCUUGAAAGCGGAGUUUAGGAUCGAAAAGCUCUCUGUUGCCUUUUAUGCAUUUUUUGCUCCGUUUCUUGGGAAGAACGUGUAUGAAUACGUGGCCGUUGGUGUUUAUUCCUUCUUGGCACUCAGUGUAUUUGUGCUUUAUGUUAGAUGCAGAGCUAUUGAUCCCGCUGAUCCUGGAAUUUUGACUGAAGCUGCCGAAACACCAGCUUAUGGAUUGCAAAAUGACACAGAUUUGCGUGGAAUUGCAUCUUCUCGUGAAGAACCUAGCAAAGCCGGAUUGGAGAAUGGAGGAAAAUCUGAUAGGUGUGGUUCAAGUGGUUGUUCAAAAAUUGUGGGACUCGUUUGUGGUUUUUUUGCGUGGGAAGAUUGUCGGAAAGAUGAAGAUCUUUUUGCUCAACAAACUGGAGAAGAAGAUGCUUUGUUCUGCACAUUGUGCAAUGCUGAGGUGCGCAAGUUCGGCAAACAUUGCAAAAGCUGUGACAAAUGUGUUGAUGGGUUUGAUCAUCACUGUAGGUGGUUGAAUAAUUGUGUUGGGAGGAAAAAUUACAUCACAUUUGUGUGCCUUAUGGCUGUAAGCCUUGGCUGGCUUGUUUUUGAAUUUGGAGUGGGCAUUGCUGUUCUUGUUCGUUGCUUCACUGAUAGGAAGGCAACAGAAAAUCAGAUAACUGACAGGCUUGGAGAAGGAUUCUCACGACCCCCAUUUGCUACUGUAGUGGCCCUAUGUACAGCUGUUUCUUUUCUGGCCACUGUGCCUUUGGGAGAACUGUUCUUUUUCCACGUAAUUCUAAUUCGAAAGGGUAUCACAACCUAUGAGUACGUUGUCGCAAUGAGGACCCAAAGUGAAGCUCCUGGGCCCUCUGUGGACGGAGGAGAUCUGCAGAGUUUGCCAUCCUCACCAACAAGUUCUGCCAUGAGCGGAAGAAGCUCUCUUGGAAUGAGCUUGCAAUAUAAAGGUGCUUGGUGUACUCCUCCUAGAAUCUUUAUGGACCACCAGGAUGAAAUUAUCCCUCAUCUAGAGCGAGAUCGCUUACCAUCCACUGUUGAUCCAGAUUCAUUGCCUCCUCCUGAUAAGGGGAAAAGGUUAGCCCAGCGUCCAGUCCGGAUAAGUGCAUGGAAGCUUGCCAAAUUGGACUCUAAUGAGUCAAUCAAGGCAGGGGCCAAGGCUAGAGCUUCAUCAUCUGUUUUACGUCCAGUAAGUUCCAGACAUCAUCCGUAUGACUCCGAUCAUUUAUCCAAUAGCAAUGUGAGUGGCAGAAGCAGUCCAACCAGUACCAAUCAUGGAUUUCAUGAAAGAAAUACUAGAGCAGGAACAUCAAGGUUAUCUUCUUCGAAGAGUUCAUAUCCUCCCAGUCGUGCUAGCAGGGAAGAUAAUGAAAUGUGUGGCCACAACAUUAGUAACCUAAACAGCCCUCAUCCCCCUAACCUCACACCUUCUCCAUUAGAGCAGCUGGCUUCAAACAGAGAUCAUUUCAAUCCGAUGUACAUGUCAUCAGUAGAUCGAUCUCCUUUGUCAGCAAAGGACGCAAAUGAAACUGCAGUUAGUGAUGUAGAAAGGGUACCAAUGAGUAGAAACUUGGGUGCUGCAGAAAAUUCAAGGUCGUCGUCAGUAUUUUGGGAUCAAGAAGCUGGGCGCUUUGUCUCUGCAGCCACCAGAAGUGUUAGUUCUUCCUCUCAGGUAUCCGGAAGAGAGCCGCUUACAUAUGCAGGUCAAUCUAUUUUCUAUGGUGGUUCCCCUGUGGAUGAACAGUUGAGCAGAGGGACAAGAACUGGCAACUCACUGCCUUCCGAUCCUGAGAGAGGUUCCACGUCAAGUUACUAUCGGCAGGGUAGAUCACAACGAGGUGGCCAGCUUCCAGUGUUUGUUCCAAGUGAUUCCCAGCACCACCAAUUUUCUUCUACACUGCGAUGA